GCCGACGGAGGCAGCAGACCUACAUCAAUACCAACCGCACCAGUGUGAUAUAGGAAUCGUGAAAGAGUCACAGCCGUCUGCAAGUGCCGACAAUGCCACCAAAGCAGCCCCCCGCAAAGAAGAAGACGGCGCAGCGAGUGCGUGUGACCAACAAAGCUCUCGAAUCGCGGCAGUUCUCAACGGUGCGGCUUCCCCGCACCAACGAGGUCGCUGCGCAGAAGGUCGAUGUGCAGUCGAUGUUUCGCGAGCUGGCCACUGACCCAUCACGGCUCACGAGCGGCAACAGCGGUGCGGCAGUCGCGGCUCCGUCCUCCAGCUUCGACCCGAUCGUCAACGACGCCAUGUUCAGCGUUGUGGCCCACUCACAAUACUGGCCUCCCCCAUCGCUCGAGGCGUUGCAUGCGAAGACGGGUCAAGACCACGGUGACGGCUUCGACAGCUACGACAGACGCGAGGACGACAAGCGGGCGCGCAAGGAGCGCGCGAAGGUGAUUAAGGGCGAGAUCAACCACCCUCGUGGCAAGACGCGGCAGAACACGAUUGUGAAGUUGUCCGACUCCAGUGGCAGUGAUGAGGGGGAGUCAGAGGAGGAAUAA
Messenger RNA from Leptomonas pyrrhocoris, 596 nucleotides. RefSeq lists its product as hypothetical. The coding region runs from base 93 to 596 and encodes 167 amino acids. The record is from RefSeq and is a predicted model, not a curated record. The transcript has a single exon. NCBI's taxonomy places the organism in Eukaryota, Euglenozoa, Kinetoplastea, Trypanosomatida, Trypanosomatidae.